Coffea arabica (coffee) is the source of this 367-nucleotide messenger RNA. RefSeq lists its product as uncharacterized. NCBI's taxonomy places the organism in Eukaryota, Viridiplantae, Streptophyta, Magnoliopsida, Gentianales, Rubiaceae. The record is from RefSeq and is a predicted model, not a curated record.
GUCUUCUGGUUCCUCUUCUUCCUUUUCCUUUUUCAGCAUGUCCAAAACCAAGUCUAGGAGGGCAGAUGACAUGAAGGAUGACUACGUGAAGGCUUAUAAAGUGCGGCCUAGUGAUGAAGAUAGAGGUGGAUGGGCAGCUGAUCCUGGAAUUGAUUGGAAAGCAGGAAGAGAAAGGUGGAAAAGCCCCGAGAUUGGCAAUAAUUAUUCUUUGUUGGACAUGAAGGAUGACGACGUGAAGGCUUAUAAAGCGCGGCCUGGUGAUGAAGAGGGAGGUGGAUGGGAAGCUGAUCAUGGAAUUGAUGGGAAAGCAGAAGCUUUCAUUGCUUCAAGAAGAGAAAGGUGGAAAAGCCCCGAGGUUGCCAACUAA